AUGGGUGACUGGAACUUUCUGGGGAGACUAUUAGAGAAGGCACAAGAGCACUCAACGGUUAUUGGCAAAGUUUGGCUGACGGUACUAUUUAUCUUCAGGAUCUUGGUGUUGGGGGCCGCGGCUGAGGAAGUCUGGGGAGAUGAGCAGUCGGACUUUACGUGCAACACACAGCAACCUGGCUGUGAGAACGUUUGUUAUGACGAAGCCUUUCCGAUCUCCCACAUACGCUUCUGGGUGCUACAGAUCAUCUUUGUCUCCACACCAACCCUCAUCUACCUGGGUCAUGUGCUCCACAUUGUGCGCAUGGAGGAGAAAAAAAAAGAGAAGGAAGAGGAGAUGAGGAAACUAGUGAAUAGUGAAUACCUGGGGAGGUCGGAAGCAGAAUCUGGUGGUGGUGACCACAGUAGCGGUAACAAAGCUCCUCCACAGAAAGAAGAGAAGCAGCCACUCUGUGAUGAGCAUGGCAGGAUUCGCAUGGCAGGAGCUCUGCUACGCACAUACGUAUUCAACAUUAUUUUUAAAACUCUGUUUGAAAUAGCCUUCAUUGUGGGCCAAUAUUUCCUUUAUGGCUUUGAGCUGAAGCCGCUGUACCGCUGCAGCCGCUGGCCCUGCCCAAACACUGUGGAUUGCUUCAUUUCACGCCCCACAGAGAAGACCAUCUUCAUCAUCUUCAUGCUGGCGGUCGCCUCUCUCUCUCUGCUGCUCAACAUGCUCGAGAUAUACCACUUGGGGUGGAAGAAGCUCAGGCAGGGCAUGUCCAGCAGACUCCACCAAGAACCACCCAUCACCACCACCAUUGCAUCAAUCUCAGAAGCGGAAGACUCGAAACCCACCUCUCUGUCGGCUUUGCCAUCAACAGCACCACCAGUGCCUGUUCCCUCUAUCACUGUGCCUGAGACUCGCGCCAUCACUCCGGUUUUUCAGCAAACCGGGUUGCCACAGUAUGCUGAGGCUUUGUCUGCAUCCCACCCAGCCUCUGCCUCAACCUCCUUGGCUAGCUACCCAAGGGGGCCACCGAUUAGUGAGGAGAGGCAUAAAGUCACCAGGAACAAUACAGUCUCUACUCCCUUAGCAAGUACAUCUUCCAUCCCUUCACCCUCACCAAUCAUCAACUCCUACUUCAACAGCUGCAGUCAUGAGCUGGCUGAUGAGCAGAACUGGGCCAAUUUGGCAGUUGAGCAGCAGAGGAAACUGCCAGUCUCCAGUUCGUCUUCCUCGACCACCCGGAGCAGCCUCCAACAGUCACCGCUUGAGCAAGAAGAGCCCAGUGAGCACCCUCCGCCCCCACUUUCUCUGUCACCUACAGCUGCUACCAACAGCAGUAGCAUGAGCACCAGUCUGAGCAGGGGAAGUAGCAGCAAGUGGGAUGGAGAUGGAGAAGAGGAGGAACGACCCGUGUCAGCUACCCACACCCUGGUGGAGAUGCACGAGCCGCCUCUGCUCAUAGACACACGCCGCCUGAGCAGGGCUAGUAAGUCAAGCAGCAGUAGAGCCAGGUCCGAUGACUUGACCGUGUAG
Messenger RNA from Eublepharis macularius, 1518 nucleotides. It is a transcript of the gene GJA3, whose product is annotated as gap junction protein alpha 3. Gene Ontology annotation, cellular component: connexin complex. Lineage: Eukaryota; Metazoa; Chordata; Lepidosauria; Squamata; Eublepharidae. Gene Ontology annotation, biological process: cell communication. The transcript has a single exon. The record is from RefSeq and is a predicted model, not a curated record. Bases 1 to 1518 code for a protein of 505 amino acids.